AUGCAGCCGUCGAAAUGGCAGUCGUUGCAAACCGCCGGAGGCAGCCAAUCGAUGACACUUUCUGCAAUGGUAUCGAGAAGUUUUGGGCCGGCCGCACGGAUCAGUGCCUAUCCUCCGGUAUUCUCGGGUAGCUCAGUGUUCAGCGUGAAACGGCCAUUCUCAAGUGAAUAUGCCUACGAGAUUGGCGGAGGGCGCAAAUUUCCACGUAGCGCUGAUAAAUCGAAAGGCCUGCGACAUUUCAGUACCAAAGUAUGCGAGAAAGUGAAAGAAAAAGGACAAACGAACUACAAUGAGGUGGCCGAUGAGUUGGUUGCGGAAUAUUUUGAUUCAGCAGAUGUUAUACCUGCAGACGUUGAGAAACAACAGUACGAUAUGAAAAAUAUCCGUCGCCGUGUCUACGAUGCAUUAAAUGUUUUAAUGGCGAUGAACAUAAUUGAGAAGGAGAAAAAGGAAAUUCGUUGGGUUGGACUGCCCACAUCCUCUGUGCAGGAAUGCCGGAAGUUGGAAGAAGAGAAGGUGAAAAGACAUGAACGAAUCCGACAGAAAACUGAUCAACUUCAGGAACUUAUUUUGCAGAUAGAUAAAUAG
This is a messenger RNA of Gongylonema pulchrum, 588 nucleotides long. The record is from the annotation of a GenBank genome assembly. NCBI's taxonomy places the organism in Eukaryota, Metazoa, Nematoda, Chromadorea, Rhabditida, Gongylonematidae.